UGUACAAAGGAGCAGGCAGGAGAGAGACGUCGGUUUGGCUCUACAGACACCUUGUGUGCGUUUGAAUGAGUGUGCUGCGCUGUGAGCCCGGAGCUCCGCGGUGCUGAAGGGACAGCUCCUCUGCUCUCUGACAUCUGCAGAUAUGUUCACCCGGAUGCUGAAGCUGAGACUUCUCAAUGCUGUAGCACCUGCAUACUUCUUCAUGGCUACAGCAGUCACCUUCAUUUUGCACUUUUGCUUCUUCAUCCCAACAAUCUUCCCAAAGCGGGACACAUCACUGAGCGGGUCCCCAGUUCUUCACACAGUUGUUUUCCUUUUCUUGAUGUUCAACGCGCUGGGAAAUUACAUAAUGACUAUCAAAUAUCCCGCUGAAAGCGCCAACCAGACUGCGGUUCCAGUGUGUUCGCCGCAUUGCUCAGACAAAGUGGACGCGCACUACCUCCUAAACGGUCGCCACUUCUGCAAACUGUGUAAGAAAGUUAUUCUCAAGAGGGACCAUCACUGCUUUUUCACUGGCAACUGCAUCGGCAACAAAAACAUGCGGUAUUUCAUCAUGUUCUGCAUCUACACAUCAUGCACUUGUUUGUACUCCUUGGUUCUUGGUGUGGCCUUUCUCACAGUGGAGUACUCCAUCUCCUUUGAGAACCCGCUGACCUUCCUGACUCUUCUCCCCCUAUCCACUGGUUACUUCUUCAUGGGAACAAUCUCAGGCUUGCAGUUGUUCCUGGUGCUGAUGCUGUACGUAUGGCUCGGCAUUGGCCUGGUCUGUGCAGGUUUCUGCUGCCAGCAGGUGCUGCUGGUGGCCCGGGGACAGACCUGGUGUCAGAUGCAGAGGGGGCAGCUUCAGGAGAACCAAAGCCCCUGGAAAACCAACCUUCAGGACGUUUUUGGUAGCCGUUGGAUGCUUGGCCUUAUCCUGCCUGUGCAGACAGUGGAGAUGUGCUCCGACGACACAGAUCCACAUAAACAAGACUAACCACAUAGCUAGCUCUAAAUAGGUCACAAAUUGUAGAAAAUGCUUUCUUGGGAUCCAUGCGGUGACUGAUUCUAAAUGCUAAAUGGAUGCUUUAUAACCUUUAAAGUAGUCCUUGAAAUAGUUAGCUGUUAGCACACAUUCCUUUUAAGGACAGGAGCCAUAUAUCAAUGUGAAACUUUUGAGUAAGUGCAUAGUAUAAGUGUAUCCUUUAAGUAAGUAGCUUUUGACAAGGCAAUAUUAAGACUAAUAAGUUGUUGGUUUGGGACAUCCUGCAGUUUUACAAAAUAUAAAGAUGGUUUGGCGUAAGUGCAUGCAUUCACAGCUUCGCAGUUUUAUAAUACAAUAUUGAUCUGAAUGCCUGUGCCAUGUGGCGCUCUGAGAUUAUCAGUCGAGUGUGUUGUUCUUCCACACUUCUUUGUACAAUGCUACAAUGUGACAUUCAGGAAACUUCUGGUAGUUUUUACAACAAUAAUUUACUCUGACAUUAAGGGCUAGCAGACAAGGAAACGACAGUGUGUCUACGGCGUUAACAGCCAGUGAAAGUUGAUGAGUCUGCUCUGACAGUAAACUGUUCAAUGUUGAGCCUGAUAUUUUCUACUCAAAUGAAUGUGACUCAUCCAGUUAUAUUUGACAAAGGUGCAUUAAUAUGCUCCGUUUGGAUGGGGGAAAUAGGAAGACGAUUACUGUAUUAUUACCCAGGGUAUUAUUCACAAUGUGCCAUAAACUCAUGCUCACAGUUGACCCCAAAGACAAGCUAUUCACUACACUGCUUACUGCUUAUGAUAGGGUCCAUUGUAUAAUAGUAAGGCCUUUUCACUGUUAUGCUGCAACAUACAGCCACCGACAUACUCAACAUCAUGUCAAAGAUGUUUUGGAUUUCAAUAAAUCUACUUUUUAGAGCUAUUUUGUCUAUUCCUAGUAUACCAAUAAAAGUAUUCA
Molecule: messenger RNA, 1915 nt
Organism: Scatophagus argus
Lineage: Eukaryota; Metazoa; Chordata; Actinopteri; Scatophagidae
Gene: zdhhc22
Product: zinc finger DHHC-type palmitoyltransferase 22
Exons: 3
Coding region: 143-976 (277 amino acids)
Biological process (GO): protein palmitoylation
Cellular component (GO): Golgi apparatus
Molecular function (GO): palmitoyltransferase activity
Source: RefSeq, a predicted model, not a curated record